GAUGAAAUUCAGUUGACCUCCUACCCACUUAUUAUGUAAUAUAGACGCGUAUCCGUAGAUACAGAGGGCGCUAUUUGAAUUACAGUAAUCAACAAAAACUUCAGGAUCAAAAAUUGAUUAACGAGACAUGAAGAUGAUGCGGCAGGAGAGAUCAUAAUGUUGAUUAAGAAUUGAAUGAAUCUAAUUUGAAAGAAAUGAAAAUGCAUUCGGAUGAGGAUGAAGAUGAUGAAACGAAAGAGGGCAUCUUCCUGACACAAACAAAAUCUGAAGCGAGCCUACAAGAUAAUGUGAGACAGCGAGGUGAACAGAUUCAGGAAACAGAAAUCGGUUUUGCUACUGAGGAUGAACAUUAUGUUGCAGAUGUUGAGAAUUUGGUGCUUGCAGAAGAAACAUCUCGUGUACAUUCACAGGUUACGGAGACUGUUUCUAAAGAAGCUGAUGAUGGUAAAUUGGACAGUAAGGGCAAUAUUGAAGGUGAAGAUGAUGACCGUAGCAUAAAAACAAGUUUGUUUUAUAAUUACGUUCCUCAAGGAUUUCAGCUCAAGAGCUUUUAUAUGCACAGCAAGAAACUCACAGACCUUGUUGAUGUGACCUAUAAUCCACGAACUAGAGAAUUCAUUUUUUUAGACACACGAGGAAUCACAACAUGGAAUAAAGACAGCGUACAUAAUAAAGUGACCAGAGGCUUGAAUUACCCGAAGUAUCAAAAUAAACUUCUAGUGAAGAUAAUUUAUGCAAGGAAAUUCAAUGUUUACUUCUGUAUUGCAAAAGAUUUUUCAUUAAAGGUAUUAAACAUGAACUUUGAGGAGACGUGCAAUGUUGAUUCUGAUCUAAGCUCCGUCAUGUUCUUGAUCUUUAACCCUGUGCGAGAUGAGUUGAUAACAGGAGGAGUGAAGGGAACCAUGGUGUGGGAGUUCCGCCAGGAUACUGACAGGGUCUGGACAGAAAUCAAACCAAUGGCUAAUUACGCUCUGUUUUUUCAGCGAGAGCUGAAGUGUGUUGGGGGAAGCUGGGUAAAGAAGAUUGAGUUGGAUCAACAUCAGCAAUACCUUUAUUGCUGCUCAGAUACUGACGUCAUUUGCUAUGACAUACAUGGACGACUUGUUUUUAAACUUGUCGAUGCACAUCAAUCCCAAAUUACUGGAUGUAAAUACUCGCCUCAAGCUAAGCUGCUUGUAACAUGCUCAGCAGAUACGAAUGUCAAAGUAUGGAGUAUGACUGGCGGACAUGUCCAUACAUUCCGAGGCCAUUCACGAGCAGUGACCAACAUCCUGCUUCAUCCAGAAUCUCCAUCAGUGGUGCUAACAUCCUCUAUGGACGGAUCAGUCCGUCUCUGGUCAUUAGAAAUUAUGGAAAUGCUGUAUUCAAUUGUAGUGUCAACUGAAGGGAUCCAAUGGAUUGGUUUGACGGGCGAGAACUAUCUAUGGACAGCAACUAAGCGUGAUGUUAGUGUAUGGCACCUGAACUACGUGGAGGAGCUUUACACAUUGGCCAGGUCCAAGAUCACAUCCAUCAAAGUGCUACAUUGUGUGGGUAAAACCAGUCGGGUUGUAGCUGUUGGAGAUGAUAGCAGUAUACGAUUAGUGUCCAUCAAGCAUCGCAAAAACCUGUCCACUGUGCUUCCACCUCCCAACAUCUCGCCAUUGGAGAAGCUCUUAGGAAUGGCAUAUAAUAGGGAAUAUAGUUUGGCCUACCUGUUAGUAACACCGUUGGAAAUAUGGGUGUACACAAUGAGGACUGACCCAGCUUGUCGCAUAGCCAUUUGGGAUGUCUGCCGUGUACAGGAUAAGAUACAACGGUGUCAGUCUGUUAGCACCGCUACAACUCCUCUACCAGGGCAAGAAAGGUCUGCUUCACCACUGACAGCAAGAUGGAGGCAGAACCAGGAGAGCUCACCUACUACUUCUAGGGCGGAGUGCACUUCACUGACCAUCCUCAACAAGCCUAUCAUGUAUAAAGGAGAAGAAGGCUAUGUCUGCCCAGUCAAAACAAAUUUCCUAGUGCUAGGAAUGCAGGAUGGACGAAUUCUUUUUAUGGAUCCCAUUAAAUUUGCCUUGAAUUACUAUGAAUUCAAAGCAUACAAAGAUGCAAUUUUGGAAAUAAAUGUGGACGAAGCACAUUGUCUCCUCACCACCAAGUGCAAGUCUCGCACCGGUGCCAUGUUCCGAUUUUGGGAUCUCCCAAGCUUGACCCUGAAAUAUGAGGUCAAUACAGACGAGGACACCAUUGCCUAUGCACUACUAGAUGAUGUAUUCUUAACAGGUCAUGUGACUGGCCAUAUAGCUCUUUACAAAUUGCUUGAGCUACAUCAACCCACAACAAAGUUAUACUAUGGUAGAAUGGAAACAGUUGCGCACCCACAUCAAAAUGAGCUGGUUCAGUCCAAGGUAGAACACAUAGGGGCCGUAGUUGCUAUUGAUUCAUGUCCUGAAUUACAGAUCUUCGUCUCAUGCGGUGAGGAUAAUGUUGUAAAAACUUGGGACAAGAAUAAGACAGUACUUACUGAGGUCAUCCUUAAUGAACCAAUCAGCGCUGCUCAUUUUCUCAAUGUGAAAGGAGACCUUCUGAUUGGUUACAAGAAUCAUUUAUUCACCAUUCAUCAUACCAAAUUGUUGUCUCAAGAUUUGAAUUCAGCUUCCAUUGGCAGCUUUGUCGAAUCAGAAUCUGAUAUCUAUGAAGACCCUGCUGUGAGGUUUGAAGGAGUUUCUGCAAAUCCUGAUCCGCUUAACAUGGAACGAUACCUAGUUCCUUACAAUUUGGACUUCAGCAAUAAAUUUCUGGAAGGAGAGAGUUCAGAAUCUGAGAAGGCAUCAGAUGAGGAAUAUGAAGAAGAUUCUGACAGUGAUAUGUCAUUGGCUCCAACUGAAGUCUACAUAUCACCAAAUGGAACUCCACGCUGCCUGUCGUUUGUAGACAUGAUCCUAAAUAGUGAUUUAAAUGAACAUGACAUCAAGACCAGAUGGGUAAAAUUAAAAAUGGAAAAGAGUAAUCUAAGGAAGAAGGAAGUCGAUGACAUCAAAAGUGGAUUGGAGGACAUUGAAAUGCCAAAGUUUGGCACUUCGCCAGGUCCAUCUCCAACAGUAACACCACCCUCUACGCCAGAGUUUAGCUCAUCAUCCGAGGAUGAAGAUGAAACUGGUGAUUUACAGGAAGAUGAAUCAUUGAGCCCUGUAGACACCCAGUCUCUAGCUUUAGAUUUUAAGUCAUUGAUUGAAGUGCAGCAGCCUGAACCGCUGCCUGUUAAGAAAACACCUGAAGAGAAGCCAGCAUUGGAAGAGGUUUCCAGGUUUAGUCUCUCCAGGUACAAGAUUGAUGCUAACUCAUUGAUGAAGGAUUCUAAGGAUUUUAAACAACCCGUCGCUAAAGAGACUGCGAGUUCUCAGCAAAAGAAUAAAACAGUUGCAAAGAAAGAAGAAAUCAUAGAAAAACCCAGUUCAGCUUCUAGAAGAGUUAUUCAGAAAAAGAAACAAAAAGUGAAUAAAGUUCUGGUGAAGGAGAGAGUUCAGUCAUCAACCAAACAGAGAACACCUUCAAAUGCUGAAGUGGAAAUGUCUAGAUUAGAACCUGAUAAUGCUUCUUCUGAAGAUCAGUUGCCUAUGAAGGAAGAAAUCGAAGUAACAGAGGGCAUAGACGAAGUCAAAGAUGUACCCACGGAAGAAAGUUAUACAGAAACAAAGAAGGUCCGUUCUAUUCAGUUCUCAGACCAAGCUCUCCAACCAAGUGAUUCCCAACUUACAUCUGCACCAGAGUUAGUUCCUUCAGAAAAAUCAUUGCCAAGAAGUCAUAGCAGCAACUCCAAGAGUAGUGAAGUAUCUGGUGGAAAGAAGUCUUCUAUGUUUAGCAGUUGGAAAAAGAAGAAACCAACGUCUGCAGUUAGUGGCACUGAUCUCAGUGAGGAUUCAGAGUCUGAUGAUUCGACCAACAUCACCAUUCCAGAUGGAAGCUUGAUAGUAGGUGUCACACCUCGAUCACCUAAGGAAAAACUUAGGCAUGGAGCGACUUCAAAACAUGGAGAGAAGUCAAAACAUGAAGAGAAGUCAAAACAUAGAGAGAAGAUAAAGCAUGGCGAAAAGUCAAAAAAUGAAAAGAAGGCACCAAAAUCUUCAGCAACUGGAAGCAUCUCAUUUUUAAAAGCAGCUUCAAGAUUGUCUAUUACUGAGAAGUAUAGUCUCCACAAGGCUUCCAAGAGAUCAGUUGGCAGAGGAACUCCAGAAGGCAGACCAGCUUCAGUUGCUAGCACUUCUGAUGGCUCUAUUCAACGCACUGCAAGUCCAUGUAUUUCUAGUCGAGUAACGAGUGCUGGUGGUCUUGCUACUCCAAGCCUAGAGGAUUCUAACCAAGCUGAUGAAGAGCAUGGCACAGGUGAAGCUAGGAGCAGUUCAACAAAUGGCAUGCACUUCAGCAAACCUAGGCCUAAACAAACCUUAAUGGGAAAAGGUUUGAAGUCCUUGAUGAGGCUACAGCAUAAUAGAGACACAGAUGAGUAUGUUGACAUAGAGGAAGGCAUGGCUUCUGCAAAGGCGGCUUCAGAGAGACUUACUCAUCCAUUGUUUUCUGAUGUAUAUAUUCCUUUGAAACCUACUAUUAAAGAUGGAACCCAAGCAAGACCAAAUACUGCCGAGCAUAGUACCAGUAGAAGACAUUCAUUGGAGCGCCCUCAUACUGUUGCUACUGGUGAUGUUCAUGCAACGUAUUCAAAUGAUGAGUAUUUUGAUGCCGACUUCAUACAGAGAUAUUUAAGCUGUCCUGGGAGUCCUGUUGACAUGUUCCGCUUAUUAAGGAAUGAUGGAACAAAGUUUGAGGACAAUUGGCAAGGUCGAAUGAUAGAGAGGAAUCAUAUACUCAAACUUAAGAAGGAGCAACGUGCCCGCUUUGCAUUAGAGAGACGCCGGUCGUUGGAGCUGCGUCAAAGACAGCGAAGGCAGGCUCUUAUGGGGCAUCAUCACUGCUCUAAUGAUACAUCAGGCCACCAGACUUUAUUACAUUGUAUGACACGUUCUGACAGUUCUCUUGAUCUUCUUAAGAAGGACCAAUCACAAAGAGCUUCCACACUUAAGUCCCCGGCACCUCCAGGCACUCCACCGCCCCCACAACCCAAGCAUUAUAAGGAGGUGAAUGACUUAAGCAAAGAGCAAGCUUACAGAUUUCGACUAGCUAAAGAUCCAAAAACGCACCAAUUUAAAACUACUGAGAUGUUUGAAAGGGCUGAAGGAAUAUCAAGUCCAAUGCUUUUAAAGCGUCCUCCUACUGGCAAGUCCAUCCCCAGUAAAGCAAAGUUCGUUUUAAUUAAACCAUUUAAUACCACACCAAUGAGAUUGACACCAUCACCACUGGAAGAGCAACUGCUGGUUGAACGGUUUCCAAUGAUGAGCGAACGAAUUCGCCAAGAUGCGUUAAAAAGGAAUGCACCGACUCCUAGCCUAUUGGUAUCAAAUGUGCCUUACAAUUAAACAUAUUUAUUUGUUACAAUUAGUUAACCAUCGACCAAAUAUUUUUUUUAAAAGAUAACUUUAUAUUUUUUGAUAAAUGACCAUUUCUAUUUAAAAUUCAUUAUAUUAUUUUCUUACUGGUUAUAACACUCUUGACCGCCAGGGGUUUGAAAAAAUAGUUUCAGCCACCACCAGACUUUUUAGCAAAUUUAAUAAUCGCGAUUUCGUGAAAGUAAAUCAAUGCCGCUCUUCUACGCUAAUGUAAUCAAACAAAUAGUGAAAUACCUACGGUCUAGACUGACUAUUGUGUUCAAAUUGUUAGUACAUGUCGGCAAUUAUCCCAUAUAUCGGAUUCCGUAAAAAAACCUGAAACAUGGUGAUCUCAGUGUUUGGUGGUCAAGUGUUGUGUUACCAAACACAGAGAUCUCCGUGUUUGGCGGUCAGCAUGUUAAUAACUCUAGAACCUUAUGAAGAAGUCAUUAUUGAAAUGUACAGUUUCAAAUUAUUAAUAUUAAUUUUUAUAUUUUUUUAUGCGAGUUGUGUAUACAGACCACAUUCCGUCCACAAUGAAUUGUCUUCCAAACGUGUGUUUUACAUUUUCAUGUUUCGUGCAAUAACUGAUAGAAAUGCCAAAUUGUUAAUAUAAUAUAAAUAUUGAUUGAAUAUGCAGAGGUGGCCUCAGAAAUUUGCCAACAGGGGGUCAAACUAGUCUAAAAGUCUGGCAGUGGGUCUGAACCAAGGUGCAGAGAGGAUCUUUAUACACCACACUGCAGAUAGAUAAAGGGGUAAGGGGGAUGAUUAUAUUGGCUAAGUGUAGUAAAAUAGUGGUUUUAGUCACAAUACAUUUUUUUGGGGAUUGGAAAAUUUACGACGACUUUCAGUGGAUCUUAACUAUAGGGGUCCAUGCUUCCAAUAGGUGUUGGUGGAAUUGCAUCGCUGAUUAAAUGAAGUAGGUAUAAAUGCAUACUGUACACUUAUUUUAUAUACUGUAUAGUAAUGUUCAUGUAUGCGUAUGUGGUACGCAUGAAUGUGAGAGUGUGGAUUAGCAUGAAACAAUUUUCGAUUUUCUAAUGAUUCACAUCCAGCAAAACCAUAACACCUAGGCCUAUCACUUAAAAUAACCCAUCCCAUUAUCAUUUCCUGUCAAUAAUACACCUUGAUUUUGCCGUUAAUACGUUUUAGAAUAAGAUGAGUCUGUAUAAAAUAUUAA
Messenger RNA from Anneissia japonica, 6639 nucleotides. RefSeq lists its product as uncharacterized. The coding region runs from base 195 to 5450 and encodes 1751 amino acids. NCBI's taxonomy places the organism in Eukaryota, Metazoa, Echinodermata, Crinoidea, Comatulida, Comatulidae. Gene Ontology annotation, molecular function: protein binding. The transcript has 35 exons. The record is from RefSeq and is a predicted model, not a curated record.